This is a messenger RNA of Penicillium odoratum, 1668 nucleotides long. It is a transcript of the gene phoD, whose product is annotated as phosphate:H+ symporter. Lineage: Eukaryota; Fungi; Ascomycota; Eurotiomycetes; Eurotiales; Aspergillaceae. Gene Ontology annotation, cellular component: membrane. Gene Ontology annotation, biological process: transmembrane transport. The record is from RefSeq and is a predicted model, not a curated record. The transcript is spliced from 4 exons. Gene Ontology annotation, molecular function: transmembrane transporter activity. The coding region runs from base 1 to 1668 and encodes 555 amino acids.
AUGGCUUCUGCUCAGGUGCCUAUUUCUGCCCGUAUUCACGAUGAAGAGAGAGAUAUCAACGAUGACAGUGACCUCUCCUAUUUUGACCCCAAGGAAGCGCGCCGUCGAGCCCUGAGCGAGAUCGACAAUGCUAAGUUUGGAUGGCGCCAUGUUCGUGCUGUCGUCGUUGCCGGUGUGGGCUUCUUCACCGACUCCUACGACAUCUUCGCUAUCAAUCUCUGUGUCAGCAUGCUUGGUGUCGUUUACUGGCAGACCGCCGCUACCAACCCCGGUAAAAUCCCCUCCGGCUCCGAUACUGCCAUCAAAGUCGCAACCUCGGGUGGUACUGUCAUCGGUCAACUCUUCUUCGGAUGGUUAGCCGAUCGCAUUGGUCGCAAGCGCAUGUACGGUUUCGAACUCAUGAUCAUCAUUCUUGCUACUUUGGCUCAGUCGCUCUCGGCCGCUUCCCGCGCUAUCUCCAUUACUGGGUUGAUCGUCUUCUGGCGUGUUGUCAUAGGCAUUGGCAUUGGUGGUGAUUAUCCGCUAUCCUCUGUUAUUACUUCGGAAUUCGCAACCACUAAAUGGCGUGGUGCCGUGAUGGGAUCCGUUUUCGCUAUGCAGGGUAUCGGUCAGUUUACCGCUGCCAUCAUCGCCUUGAUCCGGAGACUGUCAACUUGCUGCGGACAAAAUGUGGCUUUAAUGGGUGCCGUCCCUGCAUGUGCUGCUCUUUACUUCCGACUGACUGUCCCCGAGACACCUCGCUACACCUUCGAUGUCAACCGCGACGUUAUGAAGGGUGAUUCGGAUAUACGCGCUUACAUCAAGGGAGAAAGUGAGGGCCACCCGGAUGAGAUUCGCCGUAUUACUGUUCUCCGCAAUGAAAGCACCGAGCUCAUGGUUCCCAAGGCCAGCUUGGCCGAUUUCUAUCGUCACUUCGCAACCUGGAAGAACGGAAAAGUCCUUCUCGGCACAGCCGGCUCCUGGUUCUUUCUUGACGUUGCUUUCUACGGACUCGGCUUGAAUAACUCCAUCAUCCUGGGCGCGAUCGGAUGGACGGGUGGACACAAUGUUUAUGAGGUUUUCUAUCGCAACGCCAUCGGUAACCUGAUCCUCGUCGUCUGUGGUGCUAUCCCAGGUUACUGGGUUACGGUCGCCACGGUCGACACGAUCGGGCGCAAGUCAAUCCAACUGGCCGGCUUCAUCAUUCUUACAAUCCUGUUCAUCAUCAUCGGAUUCGCUUACCACCUCUUGAAAAGCUCUCACGGAGGUCUCAUGGCCCUUUACGUAUUCGCACAGUUCUUCUUCAACUUUGGCCCCAAUGCGACAACCUUCAUUGUGCCUGGAGAGUGCUUCCCCACCCGAUACCGAUCCACCUCUCAUGGUAUCAGUGCCGCCUCCGGCAAGAUCGGUGCUAUCAUCGCACAAUGUGUCUUUGGUCCUCUGGUGAACAAGGGUACUGCCAAGGGUGACACCAGUGGCCCGUGGCUUAACCACGUUAUGCAGAUCUUCGCAUUGUUCAUGCUUUGUGGUAUUUUUACCACCCUGCUUAUUCCUGAGACCAAGCGCCAGAGUUUGGAGAGUCUUGCUGGUGAGGACCCUGACGAUCGUCUUACCCAUGAGCAUGUGCCCGAGAAUCAUAAGCAGGAGAAAAUGGCCGCUGUCCCUAGUGUGGUUACUCACACUCAGUAG